Didymella exigua CBS 183.55 is the source of this 3583-nucleotide messenger RNA. RefSeq lists its product as uncharacterized. Gene Ontology annotation, molecular function: DNA binding; DNA-binding transcription factor activity, RNA polymerase II-specific; zinc ion binding. Gene Ontology annotation, biological process: regulation of DNA-templated transcription; DNA-templated transcription. The transcript has a single exon. The coding region runs from base 266 to 3406 and encodes 1046 amino acids. NCBI's taxonomy places the organism in Eukaryota, Fungi, Ascomycota, Dothideomycetes, Pleosporales, Didymellaceae. Gene Ontology annotation, cellular component: nucleus. The record is from RefSeq and is a predicted model, not a curated record.
GCCGCCUAUUCUGCGCCCAGAGGUGCGGAGAAGACGAAGCUUGCCCUCUAGCCCUGCGUGGUUUGUCUGCGCGGACUAUGCUCGCUCUCUCCACUUAGCGAUACCUCCGAGAGCCUCUCGCUCUCCCGCACCACGGCCGACAUGACACUGCACUGACCAUAGCUUGUCCUUUGAGUAUACUUCGUACACUGCUGCAGAUUCCGCUCGGCUCUCCCUCCCCACACUCGAUGCGAUCAUUGCCUUGCCUUUUCCUGCCCCAGAUGACAUGGCCGACUCCGGCGCAACCGCAGCCACCAUGACCACUCCUUCGCACCCGCACUUCGUCCACGACGAUACCCUGGGCCUGGCCGAGUACGGUCUUGCGCCCGCGACCAGCAACGCCCUCGGCACCAGCCCCUCCAACAUGAUAGGGCAAUUCCCCGCAUUCGACAUUGCCUUUGCGCACACCCAGAACCCCGGAUAUCCGGGCAGUCAGGUCCACCGGGGCAGCGUGGGCGGCGCGAGCGGCAUGAGUGAGGACAACAUGAGCGGCCGAGGCAGUGUGCAUCCGCGGGGACUGAGUAUUGGCGGCAGUCCCAGCGUGCUGGCCCCGGAAGGACACAAUGCGAGUCCUGAGAGCGCGCCCGCAAUGGGCAUGCUGGCCAUGGGCGACAUGAACAGCUCCUCUACUCCAGGCUUGAAGCUCGAAAGGAACGAUGCCCUCAACCUUGGCACUCCAGCAAGCCGCACCAAGGAGGCAGAGCAAGACACGCCACAGUGGAGCGAGAUGAAAACGAAAGCUGGGAAAGAGAGGAAGAGACUGCCGCUUGCGUGCAUUGCGUGCAGAAGAAAGAAGAUCCGCUGUUCAGGCGAAAAGCCAGCGUGCAAGCAUUGCGUCAGAAGCAGGAUACCGUGCGUGUACAAAGUCACAGCGAGAAAAGCGGCGCCGCGAACAGACUACAUGGCCAUGUUGGACAAGCGCCUGAAGCGCAUGGAAGAUCGAGUAAUCAAACUCAUACCAAAAGAGAGCCUGCCCUCAGUGGCGAAUGUCGGAAGAUCAGUCGUCAAGCCCGCCAUACCAGGCGCGCCACCGAAAAAUCAAUCGACCAAGAAACGACAAGCAGAAGAAGCGUUCGGAAACGAGCUGGACGAGUGGGCCAAGUCGAAGGGCGGCGACGCGGACCCCACAGGACAGGCAGGAAGAUCCAAAGAGUCAGACGAGAACGUAUUGCUCAAAGAAGGCGCCGAGAGCUUGCCAUCGAAAGAGAUCCAGGAGCACCUUGCCGAAGUCUACUUCGACUACGUGUACGGUCAGAGCUACCCUCUGCUGCACAAGCCGAGUUUCAUGCGACGCUUGAAUCAAGGCAAAGUCCCACCAGUGCUUAUCCUGGCUAUGUGUGCCAUCUCGGCACGCUUUUCGACACAUCCGCAAUUGCGGACAGAGCCGUGUUUCUUGCGUGGUGAUGAUUGGGCGCAACGAGCGAGAGAGAUUGCGCUAAAGCGCUACGAUUUGCCGAACAUUACGAUUCUAAUUGUGUAUUUGCUACUUGGUCUUCAUGAGUUUGGUACAUGUCAGGGUGGGAGGAGUUGGAUGUUUGGCGGCAUGGCGCAGAGAAUGGCGUACGCUCUGCAACUACACAAGGAGAACGAAUACGACCCGUUGGUGAACGAUCCGGAGAAGAAGCCACUUAGCGCAACAGACCGCGAGAUUCGACGGAGAACCAUGUGGUCCUGCUUCUUAAUGGAUCGGUUCAACUCGUCCGGUACUGAUCGACCUCUCUUUGUGCACGAGCAGUACAUCGAGGUGCAGCUGCCGAUCAAAGAGCAUCUGUAUGUUCACGAGAUCCACGCACCGACCGAGAACUUAGAAGGUGCUGUACCAAACCCCGUUCCACCUGACAGUGGGCAAUUGGCGAACCCGCGAGAAAACAUGGGCGUCACAGCGUACACUGUUCGAUUGGUGUGCGUUUGGGGCAAGCUCAUCAAGUACGUGAACCUGGGUGGCAAGGAGCGGGAACCACAGCCGAUGUGGUCGCCCGAAUCGACGUUCCACAUCAUCAAGAAAGAGGCCAUGGACUUCAAAGAUUCAUUACCUGAGAUGCUCGUCUACACACCGGAGAACUUGAAGAGCCAUGCCAUUGGCAAGACCGCAAACUCGUUCUUGUACUUGCACAUUCUGUGGCAGCAGAUCAUGCUUUUUAUGCAUCGAUUUGCGCUACCAUCGACGGCGGGCGCCCGACCACCGAAAGAUAUGCCGCACGACUUUCUCACAAACUCAGCACGGACAGCGCUUGAGUCGGCGAACCAGAUCUCGCUCUUGAUCAACGAGGCUAUGGAUCACAAUGUCGUUGCGCCCUUCGCUGGAUACUCCGCCUUCUUCUCAUCAACAGUCCACGUACACGGUGUGUUUUCAAAGAACGCUAAGCUCGAGGCGCAGUCAAAGAAGUACCUGGCCUACAACGUCAAGUACCUGACGAAGAUGAAGAAAUACUGGGGCAUGUUCCAGUACAUCGCAGAGAAUCUAAAGGACCUGUACCGACAGCAUGCGGACGCACAGAUGUUAGGAUCUGCAGCGAGCGCCGAUGGAAAGAGCAAGGGUAAUAUAUUCCAGUAUGGCGACUGGUUCGACCGAUACCCACACGGCGUCUCGAAAACAGACUACGAGGAUGCUGUGGAGUCGAAGGCAAAUGAGCCUGGCACAGAUGCUGUACUUGGCGAGAAGAGCGAUCUUCAGAGUGUCGAAGAGUUCUUUGCUUCGCUCUCACCGCCCUCCAGGUCAGACCAACGCAAGCAAGCACGCAAGAUGAAGUCGAAAUCUGUCUCAAAAGCAGCUGCAAACGCAUCAGAAGCAUCCAAACCUCAACGCCAAAAUAGCACAAAAAUACAGCAAACCGCUACAUCGCAACCUCAACCUCAACAACCAAUAUCACACAUCUCCAUUACAAACGACACAUCCAUGUCUACCCCACCGACCACAACCUUCGACCCCUCCACCUACUUCCCGCAACAAAAUCAAUCGACCUCGCAGCAAUUCAUCGCCGAAUUUGCCGGCCCCCACACCCUCCUCCAAACCGGCACCUCGCCCUCGCUCACACACCUUCCUCACCUUUCGAACCCGCACACCCACACUCCGAACCACAUGGACUUGGCUGUAUUCCCUGAUUUAUCUUCCGACUACAAUGCCGCGUUCUGGAACCUAGAAGCCAUGGGUAUGGGCGCGAAUAACUUCUUCGAUCCAAUGAGCAGCUACUUCGUGCCGUUUAACGUUGAGCCGAUGACGGGUGGUGCCGGAGAUGGGGUCUUUGAGAGUCAGACUGCGGCGGAUUAUGGGUUCGGGUUGGGGCAGGGGCAGAAUGUGGAUUUGAAUAUGCUUGAUGCGGGGCAAGGGCAGGGUGAGAUGGGGUUGGAUUUUGAGGGGAGUGUGUGAUGAAUGAUAGAACAACGAGAUUAUGAAGGGGGAUGUGUAAAGCAUUAACGGCUGGGUAUACCACUGCAGGGUGAUAGGCUAUCGUUGUACAAGAGCACUCGCAAAUGAGAGAACUAUGAAUGUAUUUGUAGAGACGAACAUUAUGCCUGUAUUAAUGCUAUCUGGCGCGACUCAUGG